Molecule: messenger RNA, 2375 nt
Organism: Protopterus annectens (West African lungfish)
Lineage: Eukaryota; Metazoa; Chordata; Ceratodontiformes; Protopteridae
Product: zinc-binding protein A33-like
Exons: 6
Coding region: 65-1564 (499 amino acids)
Molecular function (GO): zinc ion binding; protein binding
Source: RefSeq, a predicted model, not a curated record
AUGCUGUGGACUGAAUUCCUGUUUUUUGUUUGGUAACUGAAACUGAAACUGGAGUGCUAAAAGCAUGGCUGCUGGCAAACUGUUACAUGAUCUAGCUGAAGAUUUAUUGUGUUCAAUUUGUCUGGAUUUGUUUAAAGAGGCUGUAAUGCUGAAAUGUGGACAUAGUUUUUGUAAGUCCUGCAUAGAUAAAACCUGGGAUAGCCAGAAAAGGCCCUCUUGUCCUGAAUGCAGACAGGCAUUCCCAUCUAAAAAGUACACAAUGAACUGGCAGUUAUGCAAAGCUGUAGAGAGUAAUCGGAGAUCCCGACAGUAUGAGAAAGAAGAAAUACCAAAUCAGGAGCAAGAAACUCAAAACCUGCUUGGGUCACACGAAUGCUCAGAGCACAAAGAGGUGUUGAAAGGGUUCUGUCAACACGAUGGAUGUCCUGUGUGUGUUAUCUGCAUGAUGUCAUCUGCACAUAAAGGGCACACAUUCCUGCCCAUACUGGAAGCAGCCAGCAAGUUUCAGGACAAGCUGAAAAGUACUGUAUCUUCUCUAGAGGUGAAAGCGAAAUAUCUCAAAAAGUGUCAAAGCAAGCAGGAACAGAACAUCUCUGGCAUCAAGAUUGCUGUCUUCCAGAAUGAAGCCCAGAACUUGGAACAGCACAUUACAUCAGAAUUUGCCAAGCUGCGACAGUUUCUCCAGGACAAGGAACAACAGCUGGUCCAACAGCUCAAGAAGGAAGCUGCAGGAAUUCUGGAAAAGAUGACAGAAAACUUAGAGAAAAUUGAAGAAAUGAACAAGGCUAUUCAGAAGGAUAAAUCCAACAUUGAAUCAACAUUGCAGCAGGAAGACUCUGUACAUCUUCUCAAAGGCAUCACAGAUGAAAUAAAAAGCGUCAUGAAAAGACUAGAAGAGGAAGAGAAGGAAGACAUACAAAGGAAAAAGAGGAAAGGUGUAUUUAAUGGUGAACUGAUUUCUGGCAGCCUAAGUCUUGGGGUAUACAGAGGCCCCCUGCAAUACAGCAUUUGGAAAGAAAUGCAGUCUGUCAUCAAGCCAGGCCUGUCUCAUCUGACCUUGGACCCUAUCACAGCAAAUCCUAGGCUCACACUGUCUGACGACUUUACCAGUUUGAAGCAUGGGAGUGCAAAAUGGCGCCCUGAAAACCCUAAAAGAUAUGAUUCAUAUCUCUCUGCACUGGGAUGGCAGGGCUUCACAUCAGGAAGACACUACUGGGAAGUGGAGGUGGGUUGCACUACUGAGUGGGAAUUAGGUGUUACCAGAGAGUCCAGCAACAGGAAGGGAUUAGUUGCAAUGAAACCAAAGGAUGGAUACUGGGUAAUAUCUCUGUGGAAUGAGAUGGACUGGUCCCUGCAUUCGUCAGACCAGCUUCUCAGACUAAGUGUGAAGCCACGAAAGAUUGGAGUGUACCUGGACUAUGAGGGAGGUCAGGUGUCAUUUUACAGUGCAGAUAACAUGUCCCACAUCUACACCUUUACUGAUACUUUCACAGAGACACUUUACCCUUAUUUUGGGAUUGGUUGUUAUUCAAAACCACUAAACCUAUUUCACCUAAAACUGUAAUGAUUAUUUGUACACACCAAUGUUUAUUGGAAGGAAACUGAUGUAUCCAAAUGUCUAUAAAAUACAUUUUAGUCACUGUAUAACAAAGUAAAAACAUACCUAUCUCAGAACUGUUAUAAUGGUGCCAUGUACACAGUAAAAUUAUAUUUAGAAGAGAGAGAUAUUAGCAGAUAAUUCAACAGCUGCAUGAAUUUAAUUCAUUGUACUGCACUCCUAAUACACAAGUGUUAUUUACUUCCAGGAGGGUGAAGCAACAUUUUUGUACGACUCCUAAUAGAAAAUUGCAUUCCCUCCAUGUAAAAGUAUGAACAUUAUAUGCAUCACUGCAUACGAACAUUGUUGCUGCCAAAAUAUUUUAUGGGCAAAGUUGUGGUGCUUAUUUAAGUAAUACGUAUGCAGUGUCUGCUUGUGGAGCCAAUUGUUUGGGAAAAGCAUCAUGGUUAAACUUGUAUGAGAGCAUUUGCAUGAUAUACAUAAGAAAGGAAGUAAAGACAGAUUGUUAGGACAUAUGCAGUCACAAAUUUCAACUCAGUACUCCUUGGCAGCAAGUUGAAAUUGUAGUACUUUACCUAGAUAUCAGUUAGUGUUUGCUCUGAAUUUUCUCCAACAUUCUAGACUUUUAAACUUGAUGAAAAGCUACAAACCCCUGCUUAAUGAAGUAUUUACUAAAUGUUAUUGUAAAAUAUCGUAGCUGUUUUCAGCUUAAGAAGAAUGUCUUACAACUUCUGCUAAGUUUUGAUUAUCCAUAACUUCAUUACCUGUUGUAUCUUAUGAGUAAAGUGCCAAACAAAAAUAAAACAUUACUUUUCUA